Chaetomium strumarium is the source of this 2923-nucleotide messenger RNA. RefSeq names its product Sec39 domain-containing protein. The record is from RefSeq and is a predicted model, not a curated record. Gene Ontology annotation, biological process: retrograde vesicle-mediated transport, Golgi to endoplasmic reticulum. The coding region runs from base 92 to 2923 and encodes 943 amino acids. NCBI's taxonomy places the organism in Eukaryota, Fungi, Ascomycota, Sordariomycetes, Sordariales, Chaetomiaceae. The transcript has 4 exons.
AAAUGAUGGAAGUUCAUGAAACGGCCGCACUCCCCUCGCCAACCUAUCCGACCCUCGGCAUCCCUUAGCGACAGCGACAGCGACCGUGACAAUGACUCUCGUGCUCUCACCGGCUAAGCUUGUGCUGCUGGCCGUGCACUUCGCUGUCAGUGGCGACGUCGCUAGCUUGGCGACCCUCGCUGCGCGCCACAACACCGUUCUCCGGAAAGACCUGUUGCUGCGCAUCCUCCUCACCUACCUCCCCGAGACGAUUCCUUCGAGCCACUACGUCGACCUUAUCCAGAACCUCGAAAGCGGCACGUUUCCGGACACGGCUAGUCAAGAGGUGAAUGUAUCGUCCGUCGAGGGCCUGGCCGAGGACGACGCGGCAAAGAGAGUCAGGAAGCUGCGCCUGCGCCCACUAAGGCUACCCGAUGCGCCGGUGGAGGAGCCGGAAGACGCGCUCUCGCUGUUUCUGCUGCGCCGCGCGUAUAACGUGGACGAGGAGGCAGGCCUGCUCGACGAGCUGCCUGCCCUGCUGCUGCCCUUCCUCGACCACUCUCCUUGCAUACGCACGCUGUUGGUUUCGACGAUACUGCCUCUCUUGAGGCGCAACUGCGAAUAUUACCCCCAGGAACCGAUUCCAUAUGCGCUCCAGGGGUUUCAGCAACUGCCAGACCGCGUUGCUGUGAACCUCCUCUUAUCCCAAACCGGCAUUCGACAGGGCGACCUUUCUUUGGUUGGACGGGACUUGAGGGGCUUGAUCGGCCCUUGGUUGUCGGAUGGGAAAAGGUGGAAACCCAGGCAAGAUGCCACGGGCGAACCGCGCGGAGGCGAGGCGGUUUGCCCUGGAUGGGAAGAGGUCCUCCGCUGGCUCACGAACCACGCAUCGAAGAACUGGAAAGUGGCCGUCAGCGCGAUCCAGCAGUGGGAUGGCCCAUCGGAUGCCGACCUUUCCUGCUGGGACUCGGUGCAAUGGACUGAUGACCAACGAGAUCAUCUGGAGCAGAGCUAUGCGCAGGCAGCAUUAGCAUCUGCAUACCUCAUCCCGGAGGCGUCCCUGGAAGCCUUGGACGGAGCGUAUAGCAUAGUCGCGAAAGUUGCGAGGAUACGUGGUCUCGAGUCGGUCUCCCCUCUCGCCUCAGCGCUGGCCGUUCUACCGCCUCUCACAGAGCAGAUCCCGGAGGAUAUCAUGUCGGCCAGGAAUGUGACGUGCAUGCGCAACGAUGUCACCGCCCCGUCGAACAUACUAACCACUCCGUCCGAUUCGUCUACAGUCCUUCUGCAGGCGCUUAUUCUGAGUGCACAUGUCCUCACCAAAGCUGGUUCUCCGUGCACGGUACGGAGAGCCGGGGAGCUUGCACUGCUGCGGGACGAGCGAGACCAGAAGGCCGAAGCAACGAAGCUUAUCCACUACAUUAGUAACAACGGGCCUAAGACGGACGACCAAUUCUGGGUCAGGGCACGGAAUGAAAUCCUAUGGCUCCGAGAUUGGGGGGCAGAAGAUGGUUGGUCGCCUGACGGCGUUCCCCGUGGCAUCUUCAGUCAGGUCAAACGUGAAUUCUUGGAGGUGGAGAUUCUGAAGGCGUUGCUAUCCAACACACGCUACUCGCUUGCGACAUCCAUGUACGAGGAUGCGCCGGAUCAGCCCCUGGAUAAGAAGCCUCUACAAGAGGCCAUCUACGCAACUGCCUUGACUGCCUAUGACAAUGCUUCCAACCCCAACCGCACCCGCGGUGGACUCAAGAAGUGCGAUGAUAUACUCAAAGCAUUUCCCAAGACGGUUCAGCGGUCCGAUCCUCAGGCGAAGCGGAUCGAAGCUCUGCUCCAAGCUACGCAUUCGCUGAGCGACUAUCGCCUCGUCCUCAAACAAGGCGAACCCUUUAGCCCUAUUGUCCUGCGGGUUCACACAGACCCGAUUUCCAUCAUUGGCAAGAUUCUGGAACAAAACCCCAAGAGUUAUACACAACUCCCUGACCUUCUCCGUCUCGGCGAGCUGAUGGUAGAAGCCGGACUCACAGCCCACAACAGCACCACCCCCCUAAGCCCCAGUACCACAGAGGACGAACCAAUUCAACGAGCAAUCGCCGAGCGGCGUAUCACAGCAAUGUGCAUCGACGCAGCCCUCAACGAGGACGACUUCGAAACAGCUUACUCCUACGUCGUCAACCGCCUGCCCUCCCUCGCCACAACUUCCACGGCCAACAACAAGAACAGCACCGCCCCCAUCACAGACGACUACUCCUGGAAAGCCGCCCUCCAAGCAGGCAAAUACCGCCGCACCGCGCGCACCCUGCCACCAACACACCUGGGCACGACCUCAGCCAACGCCGACAUCCGCCACCUCGAGCAGCGUAUCGAGUGCCUCUCCGCCGCACUCCGCAUCGCGCCCGCUUCCACACUCCAAGAGAUCUUGAACGCCUUCCGCCGCGCCGAGGAGGAGCUCGAAGCCGCGCUGCGCGAGGAGGAGGAGCGGGAAAACGAACCCAAACCACUGCCGCCCGCUCGUCGUCACCAGCGGGGGAAGUCAGUGUCGGCAGACGAAGACGCCGCGCCCAUGUCCCUGUUCGAUCUGUCCAAGGCGAGCGUGCUCUCGGCACAGAAGAACCUGUCGGCCUUGUCUGCGCUGCCCAGGUCGGCUGGGUUUGGUAGACGGUUAGUAGGAGGAGGAGGAGGGGGAGGGGGAGAAGGUGGUGGUGGAGGAGGAACUGCUGCUGGUGAUGGUGGUAAUAAUGGCGGGGAAAGGAGCAGUCUCGACCAGCCUCCGCUUUCGGCGGCUGGGUCGGUGACCUCGGCCGGGACGGGGAGUGGUGGGGAGGAGGACAAGGGGGCGAAGAGGGUGCGCAAGAGGGAUCAGCUUCGUGAAGCCGCUGUCGGGACGCUUGUGUCCGGUGUCGGGUGGCUGGUUGGGGCGCCGCCUCCCGAGCGGACGUCGUGGGAGUGA